Messenger RNA from Mirounga angustirostris (Northern elephant seal), 8010 nucleotides. It is a transcript of the gene SLC8A2, whose product is annotated as solute carrier family 8 member A2. The record is from RefSeq and is a predicted model, not a curated record. Gene Ontology annotation, molecular function: calcium:sodium antiporter activity. Bases 4472 to 7237 code for a protein of 921 amino acids. Gene Ontology annotation, biological process: calcium ion import across plasma membrane; sodium ion transmembrane transport; cell communication. Gene Ontology annotation, cellular component: axon; sarcolemma; postsynapse. The transcript is spliced from 9 exons. NCBI's taxonomy places the organism in Eukaryota, Metazoa, Chordata, Mammalia, Carnivora, Phocidae.
GGAAGGAUGGUGUUGUCCCAGGCGGGUGGAGGGGGACAUUUGAGGAGCCAGGAGCUGCUUUUCCCUGAGCUCGUUUAUGGGGGUUGGGGGGCUGCAUAUCCCCGGUGGGGAUACCCAGUCCCUUCUGUGGGUUGGGGGCACCACCAGCAGCCAACAUCCUCAGCCCCUCCUGUGUUCCAGGGAGCAUGGUGGGCUGAGGAGGGGGUGCCUCCUGGGCACUGACGGGGCGAGAACACCCCAGCCUGUCUGGGGCAGCCACCCUUCGCCUUCUCUCCCUCCGCCCCCGCCUUCCUGCGUCUGGGUCUCAUCUUUCCGUCUCUCCACAUCUCUCGGGGGUCCUGUCCUGCAGAGUCUGGCUGCCUCUCUUGAGUCCCUUUCCCUGUGUCCCUGUUUCUCAGUCCCUUACUCGCACCUCUGUCCCUCUGGUUUCCUCUGUGCAUGGGUCUGUUCUGUGUCUUUUGGGGAUUCUGUCUCUAAGUCCUUGGUUUCUUUCUCUCUGCCUUCCUCUUUCACCAUCUGUGUGUGUGUGUGUCUCUGUCUCUCUCUCCCGUCUCUGCUCUCCUGUGUUUUUGUCUCUGUGGGUGUCUCCCUCUCUCUUCUCUGCCCCUCUCCCUCCUUCUCUCCAUCUCUGUAGGUAUGUGGUCUCUGUUUCUCUGUCUCUCUCUUCCCUGGUAGUGGGUUAACUCUCCUCCUACACACCUUCGUCCCGCCCCUGGCAAGGGGGAGACCUGGAGGAAGAAGAUUACCCCCACUCCACAGAGUGGGCUCCCCCAGAAGGUGCGGAGUCCCCCAAACUCCUCUCCCUUCUUCAGCUGAGCUCCCGCCCAUCCUCCCGGCCGGCUUGUGCCCCAUCCCUCCCCACCCCCCCCCCCCAGGACAGAGCUCCUCUCCUCUCCCCUGCCUUGUAUCUGGCAUUCUGAAGCCAGUCCUUCUUGCAGUCUAGCCUAUAUACCCUUUGUGGUGGACACUGCACCAGUCCCCCGAUCUUGCCUCCCCAUUCCUCUUCAUACAGACUGGGCCGGUCCUUCCUGCAGUCUGACUUCUGUACCUCUUUUGCCAUUUGUGCAUUGCUUGCUUCACUCGUCCGUUCCUUUGACAGUUACUGAGCACCUUUCCUACUCCAGGCACAGCACUAAGGUACUGGGUGAGUCAGGCCAGUCCUUUCUGCAGCCUCACCUCCAUCCCUCUCAUGGCAUACCAGCCUCAGAACUGUCUCUCAGUGGAGGUGACUCUCCAAAGCUACUUCCCCAUCCCUUGGGGGCUCUGAGAGGGCCCCUCUGAGUCUGGAGGUCCCUGGCCAGUGCAUCUUCUUCUUUCCUGGGGGAAGGGGGCCCCAGAGAAGCUGGGCGAGAGUGAGUGACCAGGGGAGAGGUGUGGGCCUAGCCUGUAGCCCAGGCUGUGAUGGGGUGAGGUCCUCAAGUAUCCAUGUGGGGCCCAGCUGGAUUUGGAAGAGCACCAGCUUAGCAGUCCUAUGCCUUGAGUUUCCAUCCUCCCCUGCCCCUGAUUUGAAGCUACUUGACCUGGCCAUGCUCUUUUCCCCUCCAGACCUCAAUUUACCCAUCAGGGUGUCAUAGCCCUGAGCACUGAGACUACGUGUGACCCCCAGGCUGGGACGUGGUGCUGGGAGAGCCUGGCUCACCCCUGGAGCAGUAAGUGGGUGUGUUUAGAAGCCUGUGUCCCCACCUCAGAAUCCCUCCGAGGGGUGGCGGGCAACCCUUGCCCCCACCAGAGCACAACCAGGAACCACCACCUCCCUUGCCAAUGUGAGGGACGUGAGGGAGGGAGGAGGUCCCACCUGGCAUACCGGACUGGACCCCCCCCCCCCCUUAUGCUUGCAGUCUCACUCUAGGAAGGAGGUCUCCGAGCCCCUGGGAGGCGCGGGAGGCGGACCCGGGGUGCUCACCACUGACCAGCUGGUCACCUGCCCACGAGGGUGGGGAGAGAUGCAGAGAUGCCACCAUCUGCCCUCCAGACUCCUACCCUGGCCUCAACCUGAUCCUUUUGCCCCUGGAUUCUAAAUCCAGCUUAGGUUUCAGGGCUGCUGGUGAAUGGAGAAGGCAUAGGCAGGCGCCUCCAGCAGAGGAAGCCCAGCUGGCCCGGCGGCAGGGCUCAGAGCUCUUGGUCCUUCGUUUCACAAAUAUUUAUCUAGUGCUUUCUCUCCCUGAUCCCUCCUCCCCUUAAGGCCUCAGUGAGAGAAAACCAGGUUUUUCAGGAAAAGAGAUUGAGCCAGGCUGCUUUGCCCAGCCCCUGGGCAAGGAGGGCAGGCGUGAGAACACCCAUUGGCAGACUCUGGUCUCCCUUGAGGACCGCAGCAGGAGGGACAGGUGGUUAGACUUGCAGGGCAAUUUCCAGGCCAUGGCCCUCCCAUGACAGAGGGAGUUUGAUGCUUGAGAUGAAUUCUUGACUCCCAGGUGGCCCUUGUUACUCCAGAAAGCCUGGGAGAAGGGAGGGAGAAGAGAGCAUGAGUCUUUGCUUUGGAUCCUGGUGGGUUUGUAAUUAUGCCUAAGUUGUUGCUAAUUAGGGGGCUGCUAAUUAGAUGUAUCAUUAGGGGCCUUGCUAAGGGGGCUAAUUGUGCAGUGGCCCUUUAAGAAUCCCCCUCUCCCCGCCCACACACACACACUCACACACACACUCCUCAGGGAAGUUCUGCCAACAUUCUGCCUCCCUCCCCCAGAGGAGCCAGCUCCCUGCCCGUGAGUACGUGGGCGUGUUUUGGGGGCAGGCUGUGGGUUAGACUCAGAGAAGAACUUUCGGACAGAAAUGCAAGUUACCGGGAGAACUGAGGCAAGACAGCGAUCAGGGAGGUGCAGGCUCAGAGGGCCCCUCCUUCUUCUGUCAGUCCCCCCCCUUUUUUUUUAUAGGCUACUGGGUUACCAAGGCAAUGCAAGAGUCGGGCAGGGGAACUGGGAGUUUGGGCCACUCUUGGAGAGAGAAAUGGAGCCAGAGUUGGUGCUGGAAGCUUUGAACGAGUUUUUGACCUCUGAGCCUUGGCCCUCUCCAUCAAGGAACGGGUUAGGGACUCCCCAUAGUGGGGUGGCGUCGUUUUGAAUGGAGAGCUCAGGAAGGUGAUGUCUGAGUGGAGAACUGGAGAAGAGAGGGUGAAUCAGUGGGGAUGAGUGACCCAGGAAGGGGGAACAACAGGGGCAAAGGCCCUGAGGCAAGAACUUGUCUAGUAUGUGAGGAACCUCGAGGUGGCUGGGGCCAAGCAAGCAAGGGGGAGGAGAUGAAGCCAGAGAGGGAACGAGGGGGGCAGAUCAUGUGAGACCUUAUGAGCCAGGGCGAGGGCUGUGGUACUCUGGCUGAGACUGAGUCGGGAGCCAUGGAGGGUUCUGAGCAGAGGAAGGAUGUGAACUGACUUGGGUUUUGGGUUUUUUUUUUUUUAAGAUUUCAUUUAUUUAUUUGAGAGAGGGAGAGCAUGAGCUGGGGGGAAGGGCAGUGGGAGAGGGAGAAGCAGACUCCUCGCUGACCACAGAGCCUGACACGGGGCUCAAUCCCAGGACCCCGAGAUCGUGACCUGAGCUGAAGGCAGACACCCCACCAACUGAGCCACCCAGGCGCCCCUGGUUUGCAUUUUUAAAGGGAACUGAGGCAAGACACAGAGAUAGCCUCUCAAACCCAGAAUCAGAGGCUGGAGAAGUAUUGAAACCGUAGAGACCCCAGAACCCACAAAUGAGACCAAAAGCCCAACACGGGGCCUCGUCAUAGCUGCUGAAGACCCGGGCACCUCACAGAGACAUAGUGGGUACUGGAGAGAGACACCUGCCGCCAUUGCAGGGAAAGAUGUGAGUGGGAGACCCUACAGCAGCCCCUUCCCAGCCCCGCUCAGACAGACAUCCCAGACCCCAAGCAGGAGCCCUCUGAGGGUCAAUUUGGAAACCAUUAGACUUACCUAAUGAAUUGAUGGCUUCCAGCCCCUCGCCUCACCCGCUAAAUUAUUCAGUCCGUGUUCUUUGGGGCCUGGCUUCAUUCCUCCCUCGUCUGUGGGAUUCGUCUGUGUGGCUGGGUGGGUCAGCAGCCCGUUCCCUUUCCAGGGCCCUAUAACAUUCCUCAGUGUGAGUGCUCCGUGCUGGGCUUCUCCAUUUACUGCUGAGAGGCAUCUGGGUUGUUUCAAGACGGGAGCUGUUAGACAUCCUCGGAUGUGUCUUUUGGCAGACACACGACCAAUGGCUCCCGGGUGCACGUGUACCUGGGAGGGGGACGGCUGAGUCCUAGGACACGGGAUGUUCAUCUCUAGUUCCCCAAGGUGGUGAGGGCAACGUGUACUCUCCUCUGUCUUUAUCUUUCUCUCUUAGUCUCUGUCUGGCCCUCUCUGUCUCUCUGCAUCUCCCUCUGCCCCCAUCCUCCUCCUAUCAGCCCUCUGCUUGUCCCCCAUGCUCUACCCCCAAGAAGCCUCGGCUCCUGGGCGAAUGGGAGGGGUCCGUGCCCCUCACCCACACUUCUUCCUCCUCCCCCACAGGACCCGACAUCCUCCAUGGCUCCCCUGGCCUUAGUGGGGUUUGCACUCCUCCUGGGGACGCCCCCAUGCUCAGGGGCAGCUACCCCAACCCCCUCCCUGCCGCCUCCCCCCGCCAAUGACAGUGAUACCAGCUCAGGGGGCUGCCAGGGCUCAAACCGCUGUCAGCCGGGGGUCCUGCUGCCCGUUUGGGAGCCCGAUGACCCGUCGCUGGGUGACAAGGCGGCGCGAGCUGUGGUCUACUUCGUGGCCAUGGUUUACAUGUUCCUGGGCGUGUCCAUCAUUGCCGACCGCUUCAUGGCGUCCAUCGAGGUCAUCACGUCAAAGGAGAAGGAGAUCACCAUCACCAAGGCCAACGGUGAGACCAGCGUGGGCACCGUCCGCAUCUGGAACGAGACGGUGUCCAACCUCACACUCAUGGCCCUGGGCUCCUCAGCCCCUGAGAUCCUGCUGUCUGUCAUCGAGGUCUGCGGUCACAACUUCCAGGCGGGCGAGCUGGGCCCGGGCACCAUCGUGGGCAGUGCUGCCUUCAACAUGUUUGUGGUCAUUGCUGUGUGCAUCUACGUCAUCCCAGCCGGUGAGAGCCGCAAGAUCAAGCACUUGAGAGUCUUCUUCGUCACUGCGUCUUGGAGUAUCUUCGCCUACGUCUGGCUUUAUCUCAUCCUUGCCGUCUUUUCCCCGGGUGUGGUCCAGGUGUGGGAGGCGCUGCUGACCCUCGUCUUCUUCCCGGUGUGCGUGGUGUUCGCCUGGAUGGCCGACAAGCGGCUGCUCUUCUACAAGUACGUGUACAAGCGCUACCGCACCGACCCGCGCAGCGGCAUCAUCAUCGGCGCCGAGGGCGACCCCCCCAAGAGCAUCGAGCUGGACGGCACGUUCGUGGGCUCCGAGGUGCCGGGCGAGGUGGGCGGCCUGGGCCCGAGCCCCGCCGAGGCCCGCGAGCUGGACGCCAGCCGCCGCGAGGUCAUCCAGAUCCUCAAGGACCUCAAGCAGAAGCACCCGGACAAGGACCUGGAGCAGCUGGUGGGCAUCGCCAACUACUACGCGCUGCUGCACCAGCAGAAGAGCCGCGCCUUCUACCGCAUCCAGGCCACGCGGCUGAUGACGGGCGCGGGCAACGUGCUGCGGCGACACGCGGUGGACGCGUCGCGCAGGGCCUCCCCCGCCGAGGGCCCCGGCGAGGACGAGGACGACGGCGCCAGCCGCAUCUUCUUCGAGCCCAGCCUCUACCACUGCCUGGAGAACUGUGGCUCGGUGCUGCUGUCGGUCACCUGCCAGGGCGGGGAGGGCAACAGCACCUUCUACGUGGACUACCGCACCGAGGACGGCUCCGCCAAGGCCGGCUCCGACUAUGAGUACAGCGAGGGCACGCUGGUGUUCAAGCCGGGCGAGACACAGAAGGAGCUGCGCAUCGGCAUCAUAGACGAUGACAUCUUUGAGGAGGAUGAACACUUCUUCGUGCGGCUGCUGAACCUGCGCGUGGGCGACGCGCAGGGCAUGUUCGAGCCCGACGGCGGCGGGCGGCCCAAGGGACGGCUGGUGGCGCCACUGCUGGCCACCGUCACCAUCCUGGACGACGACCACGCGGGCAUAUUCUCCUUCCAGGACCGCCUGCUGCACGUGAGCGAGUGCAUGGGCACCGUGGACGUGCGCGUCGUGCGCAGCUCGGGCGCGCGGGGCACCGUGCGCCUCCCGUACCGCACGGUGGACGGCACGGCGCGUGGCGGCGGCGUGCACUACGAGGACGCGUGCGGCGAGCUGGAGUUCGGCGACGACGAGACCAUGAAAACUCUUCAGGUAAAGAUAGUUGAUGACGAGGAAUAUGAGAAAAAAGAUAAUUUCUUCAUCGAGCUGGGCCAGCCGCAGUGGCUUAAGCGAGGGAUUUCAGCUCUGCUGCUCAAUCAAGGGGAUGGGGACAGGAAGCUGACAGCCGAGGAGGAGGAGGCUCGGAGGAUAGCGGAGAUGGGCAAGCCAGUUCUUGGGGAAAACUGCAGGCUGGAGGUCAUCAUCGAGGAGUCAUAUGAUUUUAAGAACACGGUGGAUAAACUCAUCAAGAAAACCAACUUGGCUCUGGUGAUUGGGACCCAUUCCUGGAGAGAACAGUUUUUAGAGGCCGUUACAGUGAGCGCAGGGGACGAGGAGGAGGAGGAGGACGGGUCCCGGGAGGAACGGCUGCCUUCCUGCUUUGACUACGUCAUGCACUUCCUGACGGUGUUCUGGAAGGUGCUAUUCGCCUGUGUGCCCCCCACUGAGUACUGCCACGGCUGGGCCUGCUUCGGCGUCUGCAUCCUGGUCAUCGGCCUGCUCACCGCGCUCAUUGGGGACCUGGCCUCCCACUUUGGCUGCACCGUUGGGCUCAAAGACUCUGUCAACGCUGUAGUCUUCGUGGCCCUGGGCACCUCCAUCCCCGACACGUUCGCCAGCAAGGUGGCGGCGCUGCAGGAUCAGUGCGCGGACGCGUCCAUCGGCAACGUGACGGGCUCCAACGCCGUGAACGUGUUCCUGGGCCUGGGCGUGGCCUGGUCGGUGGCCGCCGUGUACUGGGCGGUGCAGGGCCGCCCGUUCGAGGUGCGCACCGGCACGCUGGCCUUCUCCGUCACGCUCUUCACCGUCUUCGCCUUCGUGGGCAUCGCCGUGCUGCUCUACCGGCGCCGGCCGCACAUCGGGGGCGAGCUGGGCGGCCCGCGCGGCCCCAAGCUCGCCACCACCGCGCUCUUCCUGGGCCUCUGGUUCCUCUACAUCCUCUUCGCCAGCCUCGAGGCUUACUGCCACAUCCGGGGCUUCUAGCCCCGCCCCCCGCCCCGCCCCCGCCCCGCCCCCGAGGCUCGGCGGCCCCUGCUCUGGACCCGCGUCUCCUCUGUCCUCCAGAGAUUCGGCCUCCUCUCCUGGGACUCAGCCUCCCUUCCUCCCGGGAACUGGUAGCCCCGCCCUCUGUCCCCACUGACACCCUCCUCCCUUCCCCUCGGGAGUCUCCCCGAGGUGCCCGCAACUGCAGCCCAUCCCUGUUAGUCACUGCCCACACCCCUGGGGACAUUUGCACCUCGAGGCCCCUCCCUAGAGGACCGCCCCCUACCCAGUGACCUUCUAGAGAAUCUACCAUCGGUCUCUCUAGACACCCAGCCUUUCCCUAUCCUUUACGAUCCCCUUCCUCGAGAGGAUCCCCCCACCACCACCACCACCAGGGACCUGUGCCCCAGGGCCUCAGAACCUAGCCCUCCCUGGGGGACCUUUGAAGGAGGCUGAUCCAUCCCAGGAUGUCUCCGCUCUCAGCCCUUCUCCCCAACCCUCAGGGAGCUCUGUUCAGCCCCCGGGGGUGGGGCGGAGGAACAGGUAGGUGCGUGCAUAACGGGGCCACACCUUCCCUGAUUUCUCCACUCAGGCCCUUGGGAGGAUACUAAUUCUCGAGGCUUGGAGAAGGGAGGGGAGAAGUUUGGGGUUUCAGAGCUGGAGGAGGCACAUUUGAACCUGCAACUUCUCACAUUCCAGUGCCCCCACUUGCCUCCACUACCUCUGAGAGCCCAGCCACGCCUUGAAAGGGGGAGGGGGCUGUGUGUAUAUAU